Molecule: messenger RNA, 2997 nt
Organism: Ficedula albicollis (Collared flycatcher)
Lineage: Eukaryota; Metazoa; Chordata; Aves; Passeriformes; Muscicapidae
Gene: CHRM4
Product: cholinergic receptor muscarinic 4
Exons: 2
Coding region: 68-1540 (490 amino acids)
Biological process (GO): regulation of locomotion; adenylate cyclase-inhibiting G protein-coupled acetylcholine receptor signaling pathway; G protein-coupled receptor signaling pathway, coupled to cyclic nucleotide second messenger
Cellular component (GO): plasma membrane; dendrite; synapse
Molecular function (GO): G protein-coupled serotonin receptor activity; G protein-coupled acetylcholine receptor activity
Source: RefSeq, a predicted model, not a curated record
UGCUGUUUUCCUUCUCCCAGAUUUUAUCUUCCAGAAGGAGCUGUUUGCUGUGAGAGACACAGAUCCCAUGCACAACUUCUCUGCUCAUCCCUGGCAGGCAAAGAUGGCCAACCUGACCUAUGACAACUUCACCCUGGGCAACCACUCCGAGGUGGCCGUGCAGCCUCCCACCAACUACAAGACCGUGGAGCUGGUAUUCAUUGCCACUGUCACCGGCUCGCUCAGCCUUGUCACCGUGGUGGGGAACAUCCUGGUGAUGCUCUCCAUCAAGGUGAACCGCCAGCUCCAGACUGUCAACAACUAUUUCCUCUUCAGCCUGGCCUGCGCAGACCUCAUCAUCGGGGUCUUCUCCAUGAACCUCUACACGGUGUACAUCAUCAAAGGCUACUGGCCACUGGGGGCCGUGGUGUGCGACCUGUGGCUGGCUCUGGACUAUGUGGUGAGCAACGCCUCUGUCAUGAACCUGCUCAUCAUCAGCUUUGACCGGUACUUCUGUGUCACCAAGCCCCUGACGUACCCGGCCAGGAGGACCACCAAGAUGGCAGGGCUAAUGAUCGCGGCCGCAUGGAUAUUGUCCUUCGUCCUCUGGGCCCCUGCCAUCUUGUUCUGGCAGUUCGUUGUGGGCAAGAGGACAGUCCCCGAGAGGGAAUGCUACAUCCAGUUCCUCUCCAACCCAGCGGUGACGUUUGGCACAGCCAUUGCUGCUUUCUACCUGCCCGUGGUCAUCAUGACGGUGCUGUACAUCCACAUCUCCCUGGCCAGCAGAAGCAGGGUAAGGAGGCACAAGCCUGAGAGCAGGAAAGAGAGGAAAGCCAAGUCCCUCAGAUUCCUCAAGGGCCCCAUGGUCAAACAGAACAACAAUAACUCUCCCAAGAGGGCCGUGGAGGUGAAGGAGGAGGUGAGGAACGGGAAAGUGGAUGACCAGCCAUCUGCACAGACAGAGGCCACUGGCCAUCAGGAGGAGAAGGAGACAUCCAAUGAGUCCAGCACUGUCAGCAUGACCCAGACCACAAAAGACAAGCCCACAGCAGAAAUCUUGCCAGCAGGGCAAGGACAGAGUCCCGCCAACCCCCGGGUGAACCCAACUUCCAAGUGGUCCAAGAUUAAGAUUGUCACCAAGCAGACUGGGACUGAAUGUGUCACCGCCAUUGAGAUCGUCCCAGCUAAGUCAGGUGCCUCUAACCACAACUCCCUAGCCAACAGCCGCCCAGUCAAUGUUGCCAGGAAGUUUGCCAGCAUCGCCAGGAGCCAGGUACGGAAGAAGCGCCAGAUGGCUGCCCGAGAGAAGAAAGUCACCCGCACCAUAUUUGCCAUCCUGCUGGCCUUCAUCCUCACGUGGACGCCCUACAACGUGAUGGUCCUCAUUAACACCUUCUGUGAGACCUGUGUGCCCGAAACUGUGUGGUCCAUCGGCUACUGGCUCUGCUACGUCAACAGCACCAUCAACCCGGCCUGCUAUGCCCUCUGCAAUGCCACUUUCAAGAAAACCUUCAAGCACCUUCUCAUGUGCCAGUACAGGAACAUCGGCACAGCCAGAUAAACUGGUACUCAGGGACCACUUCAGUAACGUUAUGGAAGCUCUUCCCUUUGCCUCCUUUGCCAGCAGGGGUUCUUCUGCUCCCCACUCACAACAGUGCUGACUGUGCAGUGAUUGCAGAUGAUGCCCUUCAUCCAACGCUGACAAAAAUCCAAGGCAUCUCUGAGCUGCAGGGCCCUCCAGUCACCCUGGGCCUGGGGACUAGCUCGGGGAGCCACCAGGAAAGCCAGAGGCAAGAGGAGAUGUGGUCACCAGGACCAGCUCUAUGCUCUUGAGAUUGGCCAAAUGGCAUCAGUGUUUCUCCUAAGACUGGAUAUACCUUUUUCCCCAGCUGACGGUCUCCAAGGCGUCAGAGCUUGUCUGCAUGCAGAUGGGCUAAUGCUGGGUGCUUUCCAUUGGCUUCUAAAGUGUUUAUUACCCAAGAAAUGAAAAGAAACCAGGGUCAAACAUUUGCUAGACAUCUUGGACCAGGCUGGCUCAGGCAUGCUAACGGAGAGUCCUGCUGGCCCAGCCAGGCCCUCUGUGAAGGCAGUCAAGAUUGGACCCUAACAGAUGUGGCAAGCUGCUUCCUUUCCCUUGAGAGUGCCAUUGGACAUCCUCACCCAGGGACCUGGGGCAGAAUUUUUCCCUGGGCUCUGGCUCUGUUCUGCCCUUCAUGCCCUUUCUGCCCUCAGACAGCAAUUUGCUGGAAAAACAGACAGCUAAACCAAACAUUUCACUCCUGGAUGAGGAGUGUGAAACCCAAUUCCCUCCAACAACAAUGGAAACUAAAACUGCAAAGAAAAGCAGUGGUGUGGUGCAGGACUUCGCUCCACAGCCCAGGGGGAAUGGGGCCCCUGAGAAGUGGGCAGCAAUGACUGUGAAAAUUACUGUCCUUGGGAGGGACAGGGGGAACCUGGGGGUCUCAGAAGAGGGUCUGCAAUGUGGCCAAGGUGCCCCGUGCUCCAUCUGGGCCAUGAGCAGGUCCCCGCUCUCCCCACAGUGAUGUGGGAAGCUGAUGCAUGGCUCUGGAGGCAGGAGAGGGUGACAGUGGCCUCCAGCCCUGCUCCUGCCCUGAGUGCAGGGGGCUCCUCCAGGGAGGCUGAAGGAGGUGUUUGCUGAGCUUUGUAAAUGGAUGCAAUGCUGUCCUGGGUGCUGCAGCAGAGCCCUCAGCAUGCGGGCUUCAGCCAGCGCCUCCAGCCUCCUCCCAGCCCACCGGGUGUGCAACCCAGAGCACCUGGGCUGCUCCCCAGCUGCUUCCAAGCCUUGGUGCUUGGAUGGGACCACUCUAGCACUGGCAAACUGUGUCUGUAUGUCCUCAUGCCAGGGUGGAACCUGCAGAAAGGAACCUGCCCCCAACCCAGAUGGGAACCGCUCCUUCACUGCCUUUGGGGGAGUCUAAAAUGCCUGGUGGGUUUCUGGGUAUUUUUAAAUGGUUACAACUGCAGCCCAACACACCCCAAGAGAAAUAAAGACCUUGG